Messenger RNA from Drosophila guanche, 1773 nucleotides. Its product is annotated as cytochrome P450 4e2-like. NCBI's taxonomy places the organism in Eukaryota, Metazoa, Arthropoda, Insecta, Diptera, Drosophilidae. The coding region runs from base 121 to 1701 and encodes 526 amino acids. Gene Ontology annotation, molecular function: heme binding; iron ion binding; monooxygenase activity. The record is from RefSeq and is a predicted model, not a curated record. The transcript has 5 exons.
GCCUGAACAGAUUAUAACUCAAAUCACUUGUCAAAAUUCGCCCACUUCAGUACUUAACCCAAGUGCUGGCCAUAUUCUGCACUCAUAAUCGCAGAGUUUUGUGGGCCGUGCGGAUCUUAAAUGUGGUUCGCUUUCUAUGUGAUCUUGGCGCUGCCGCUCCUUUGGCUCGCACAUUUGGAGCUAAAGUCGCUGAGGAGGAGGAGAAUACUUAACCAGUUCAAGGGACCCAAAGUACUGCCAAUUGUGGGCAAUGCACAUCAGCUGGGCAAGACACCGCCAGAGAUUAUUGAGCAAAUGUUUGAUUGGUGGCAUCAACAUGGCAGGGGCAACUUUCGCUACUGGAUUGGAUACUAUCCCAAUUUAAUGGUCACCAGUAACAAGUACUUUGAGUUCAUUCUCAGCAGUCAGACACUAAUAACAAAGGCAGAAGUCUAUAAGCUCACCCAUCCCUGGCUGGGUUUGGGUCUGCUCACCAGCACGGGCAGCAAGUGGUUCAAGCAUCGGAAGAUGAUCACGCCCUCCUUCCACUUUAAUGUUCUGCAGGACUUUCACGAAGUGAUGAACGAGAAGUCCACACAGUUCAUCAGCCACCUGAAGCAAGUGGCGGCUGGAGACAGCAUUUUCGAUUUUCAGGAGCAGGCCCAUUACCUGACCCUUGACAUAAUAUGCGACACAGCAAUGGGAGUAACGAUAAAUGCAAUGGAAAACCGAGACUCUGAAUUAGUACAUGCCUUCAAGGACAUGUGUUACAACAUCAAAGUAAGAACAUUUAGUUCGUGGAAACGCAACGAGACGCUCUAUCGAUUUGCCUCCGACUAUCCCGCCUACUUGAAGACGGUGAAGAUGCUGCAAGACUUUACCCACGAUGUCAUCGAGCAGCGCUUGAAGGCGCACAAAGAGGGCACCGCUGCAACAAGUCAGAGCGAUGAGUUUUCGCGGAAGAAGCUGGUUUUCCUGGACACCCUACUUGCAGCAACAGUUGACGGUCGCCCGCUCACGUCGCAGGAACUGUACGAGGAAGUCUCCACAUUUAUAUUCGCAGGCCACGACACGACCACCUCGGCAAUUUCAUUUGCCGUCUAUCUGCUCUCCAGACACCAAGACGAGCAGCGAAAAUUGUACGAGGAACAGCGCGAGGUGAUGGGUGACUCCGGACUGAGUCGGGAAGCAACCUUCCAGGAAAUCUCCCAAAUGAAAUACUUGGAUCUGUUCAUCAAGGAGGCGCAGCGUAUUUAUCCAAGUGUUCCAUUCGUUGGUCGUUACACCGAGAAGGACUAUGUGAUUGAUGGUGACCUCGUGCCUAAGGGUACCACUCUACAUAUGGGACUAAUGAUGCUCGGCUACGAUGAUCGUGUAUUCAAGGAACCCCAUAAAUUCCGCCCCGAGCGCUUUGAGGAGCAGAAACCUGGACCCUUCGAGUAUGUGCCCUUCAGUGCCGGUCCCCGCAAUUGCAUUGGCCAGAAGUUCGCUCUGCUGGAGAUCAAGACGGUGGUGUCCAAAAUUAUUCGCCACUUCCAAGUGCUGCCUGCCCUGGACGAGCUAGAGUCCAAAGAUGGGUACAUAAGUACUACCCUGGGAUAUCGGCCUGAGGAAAAGAAGAAACGCGACUUGCAGCGCCACAAAUACGAUCCCAUUCUGUUGGCCGCGAUGAGCCUGAAGUCAGAGAAUGGCAUUUAUCUUCGCCUUAAAAAAAGGUUUUAGAAUAUCCACUUGAAAUAAGUACUCUUAAUUCUGGCAUAUAAAGAAACAUCAUUCAAUGCUCAGCACACUUUA